AAGAUCAGAGGAUAAGAAUUUGAAGAGAAGGCAAAGAAAAUUAUUAAUUAAAUGGCAGUGUCGUCGUCGUCCGGUUGCUUGAGAGUGUGCGUUACAGGACGUGGCUCCGGCUACGUCGCUUCUUCCUUCAUCAAAAAGCUUCUCCUAAACGGCCACAUAGUUCAUGCAACUCUUCGCAACUUAGAUGAUGAAUCGAAAAUAGGGAUUUUGAAGAGGCUCCCAAAUGCAACUACUAAUUUGGUGUUGUUUAAAGCCGACAUUUAUGAACCUCAUGAGUUUGAAGCUGCCAUCCGAGGCUGUCACAUCGUUUUUCAUGUCGCUACUCCUUUACACCACACUCAUGCAACUCAGUACAGCGAUGUGACAGAAGCAUCGGUUGCGGCGGCAAAGAUGAUAGCGAAAUUGUGUGUGGAAUUGGGAACGGUUAGGCGGCUGAUCUACACAGCCUCUCUCGUGUCGAUGUCGCCGAUGAAAGACGACGGCAGUGGUUUUAAGGACGUCCUUGACGAAAACUGUUGGACGCCUCUCAAGCUUUCCUAUCCUUUUUCUAACUCAACUGUGGUGGGAUACGUAGAUUCAAAAACAGCAACAGAGAAAGAGUUGCUCAAGUUUGGGGAGAGCGAGGAAUCGAUGAAAUUGGAAGUGGUCACAUUGGCGUGCGGCCUGAUCGCCGGUGACACUCUCCAUCCAUCUCCAGCAGCAACCACCACUGUGACAUUUUCUCAGUUCAUCGACGAAAGUGAACCCUUCAAACUCCUAAGAUUUCUUGAAGAGUUGGAUGGUAAAGUCCCACUUGUACACAUUGAUGAUGUUUGUGAAGCCCACAUUUUCUGUAUGGAACAAACUUCAAUUCAUGGCAGAUUCUUGUGUGCAACUUCCUUCUUGUCAUCUCCAGAAAUUGCCAAUUACUACCAUCUUCACCAUUCUCAUUUGCAACAAAAACACGGGAAAUUGGAUGAAGUGGCCAAAAGGAACAUCAAAAUGAACUCCAAGAAGUUGAUUGAGAGAGGUUUCAUAUACAAGUAUGAUGGUGACAUGAUACUUGAAGAUGUUUUCCAUUGCUGCAAAAACCAAUUUCUUGGUUAAUUAUUGUAUUGGUGAAAUUGGUAGGAUGUGACUAUUUCAUAGUGAUUAUAUAUGUGUAGUAAACUCUUUUAUAUUUUCAAUAACUAUAUUUGGAUACAUUCAACAUGGAAAAUCUACCAACAUAUAUCACUCAUCCA
Messenger RNA from Cucumis melo (muskmelon), 1223 nucleotides. Its product is annotated as putative anthocyanidin reductase. The transcript is spliced from 5 exons. The record is from RefSeq and is a predicted model, not a curated record. Gene Ontology annotation, molecular function: oxidoreductase activity, acting on the CH-OH group of donors, NAD or NADP as acceptor. NCBI's taxonomy places the organism in Eukaryota, Viridiplantae, Streptophyta, Magnoliopsida, Cucurbitales, Cucurbitaceae. Bases 52 to 1086 code for a protein of 344 amino acids.